CCAACUUUGAGGUGUUUCGUUCUUUUUUGUUUCUGUUAAUUUUGUACCUCAGCCUUUUGGCAUUUCCCAAAAAUCACUUUUUCCCAAAAAGGAAAACAAAGACUAAAUAUCUCAUUAGGGCCUAUGUAUGCUCAUGACAGAUUAAUGACAGAUUUAUAAACUGCCAUUAAUGCCAUGUGUGUAUACAUGUACCUUUGUUAUUAUUUUUUCUUCAAAUUAUUCUCUUAAGUGUUGGUGCUGCUGUAACAAGUGAACUUCCCCACUGUGGGAUCAAUAAAGCCUAUUCUAUUAUAUUAUGUUCUAUUCAUCACAGCACUUGAGCUACUCUUGAAUUUUUAUUUUCUUGAAUUUGCUUCUGAGGAGACAACAUUUACUGAAAUGACCUCUGAGUGACCAUUAGAGGACCAUAUCAGGCUAACAAUGGAUUGUUCGUGCACGCAAAACAGAGACUAAAGGAUAAUUGUAGCUUUUUUUCACUGUAUUUUUAAGCAAACAUUCAAUGUAAGUUCCCCAACAGAGUGAGUUUUUGACCUGCGCUUCAUGAACCAGUUACAGGUGAAAACUAAAGCCAGUUAAGCAGAUUUACAUGUAUUUUAUUAACAUGUUUUCUUCAGAUUAAACAAGAGACAUGUAAAAGCUUGGUUGUUUUCUAUUUCAGAACAUUUUCAGUCUCCUGGCUACAACACUUCCUUCUAUAAUGUGUGUGAGGACUUUGCAAACUUAGGUUGCCUUUACAUUCAGCACCCAUCUGAUCCAGAGUUGCUGAGCAAAGAGGAGAGAGGAGCGUCAGAGGAGUGUAAUUCACCACAUCAUCCACCGUCACAUCAUCUGUCAGCUUCAGAAACAUCCACCUCUGUACGCAAAGGAACCCUGUGACUGUUGGCUCCAGAAAUAGAAUCUCAUUCACUUGAAGUGGAACCUCCACAUCAGCCAUGGUAGGCAUCCGCGGUGGACACCAGCUUCUGUGUUAGCUGAACCUCCUACUACAAACAUGUGGAUGAGUUUUGGCAAAGCGUCUCGUUUGAUUCUCCACAGUGCAACAGGUGACAUUCCACUUCCGCACACAGCUGUGUGAUGAUGAACGCACAGUGAUAGACGACAGCAGAGUGGUGGGGACACCCAUGGAGAUAGUGAUCGGCAACAUGUUCAAACUGGACAUCUGGGAGGCCUUGUUGUCCUCCAUGAGGGUCGGGGAAGUGGCAGAGUUCUGGUGUGAUACCAUCCACACAGGUGUUUACCCGCUUGUGUCCAAGAGUAUGAGACGCAUAGCAGAGGGCAAAGACCCUGUGGAGUGGCAGGUGCACACAUGUGGCAUGGCCAACAUGUUUGCAUACCACAGCCUGGGCUAUGAAGACCUGGAUGAGCUGAUGAAAGAACCGAAGCCUCUCUUCUUUGUGUUGGAGCUUCUAAUGGUGCAGCAGCCUAGCGAGUACAACAGGGAGUCGUGGGCUCUGAGUGACGAGGAGAGGCUGAAGGUGGUUCCUGUGCUGCACGGUCAGGGAAACAAACUCUUUAAACAGGGACGCUACCAGGAGGCAGCGCAGAAAUACAAAGAGGCCCUCAUCUGCAUCAAGAAUGUUCAGACGAAGGAAAAAGCUUGGGACGUCCCAUGGCUGAAGCUGGAGAAGAUGGCAAACACUUUAACACUUAACUACUGUCAGUGUCUCCUCCGAAUGGAAGAAUACUACGAGGUCAUCGAGCACACGACAGAUAUUAUCAACCAGCACCCUGGUGUAGCAAAGGCGUACUACCUGAGAGGGAAGGCCCAUAAGGAAGUGUGGAAUGAAGCAGAGGCUCGGCAGGACUUCAGCAGAGUGCUGGACCUGGACCCGGGAAUGAAGAAGGCUGUCAAGAAGGAACUGGCGGUUCUCAGCAUGCGCAUGGAAGAGAAGAACCAAGAGGACAAGAACACAUAUAAAGGAAUGUUUUAAACCAUCGAUGGACAACUGACGAGUUUAAUGAGGAUUUUUUUUCACAAUUUCACCCGUUCUGUCACCUAACAUCUACAUAGGUUUUGUAGGAAUACAGAACACAGUCUGAUCCAAUAAACUGGUGCACAAUUUGCAUAUUUUAUCGUUUUGUGUCAAAUGUAAAUCAAAUUUUUUGUUUUUAUGCCUAAAGAUGAUUUUUUUUUAGUCCUACCUGCACGAUCCAUGCACUAAAGGGUUAAAAGUGAAUAUAUCCGAUUAUGAGCGUGGCUCAGCUGAGUUCAUUAUAUUUUUAUUAAACGUGCUAAUGCAAACUUUAUCCUGAAGGUGGCGAUAUACCUACAGUUAUGCCUGAACCCUGCAGUACGCACAUCUUCAUAAUGGGAAUGGCAUUUGUUCAGAUAAAUUGUAAUGAAGUGUCCCACAGUCUGUAUUUGAUGCUGAAAAUAACGUAUUAAAUUAAAUAAAUAUGAGAAUCUUA
Nothobranchius furzeri (turquoise killifish) is the source of this 2409-nucleotide messenger RNA. It is a transcript of the gene aipl1, whose product is annotated as aryl hydrocarbon receptor interacting protein-like 1. The record is from RefSeq and is a predicted model, not a curated record. Gene Ontology annotation, molecular function: peptidyl-prolyl cis-trans isomerase activity; protein binding. NCBI's taxonomy places the organism in Eukaryota, Metazoa, Chordata, Actinopteri, Cyprinodontiformes, Nothobranchiidae.